AUGGUGGGGUUCAGGGACAUCAUCAGUCGUCCACGAUGGCUGGGGCUUUUCAUCGUCUCCCUGAUUGUGAUCUUCUCGGCCUACAAGACAUUGCCACGGUUAAACGACUCCGGAGAACUGGCAUUCCCUGUAGCUGGAUCCAGCAACAGCUUCUCCAUCAAUCUCGCCAACCAGAAAUAUGUCAAGCCUAAAAAUGUGAAGGUCAUUGGCCUUGUGUUUUUCGGUAGGAGAGAUCGGAGAAAUCUAGUAGCUAAUGGAGGGUGGAUUGACGAAGUUCACUGGGUACUCAACACCGGCAAAAAGCCAGACCUGGCCUAUCUGGAAGAGAUCCUGGCGGGCGAGCCUGCGUACAAGAAGAUCGAUCUAAGCGACGAGGGCAUCGGCUUCGAGGGCUACGGGCAUGCCUGGGGCCAUGUGGAGAGGGGUGCUUACUAUAUCAAGAUCGACGACGAUGUGGUUUAUUUCGCCGACGAUGCUGUGCCUCGAGUUGUCAGCCUCAAGCUGCAACACCCAGAGUUCCUGGUGACUUCUGCGAAUGUGAUCAAUUCGCCGCUGAUGGGCUGGGUGCACUAUCACUCUGGAGCAAUGCAUCCUUAUCUACCAGAAUUCGAUAAGUGGGAGCCACCCUUACUCGACUACGGUAGCAAGAUAUCAUGGAAGUACACCGACUACCCAUCGUGGGCUGGACCUGAGGACUACUUCUGGGACUGGGAUCAGGACCCGCCAUAUCACGGCCAUCGCUGGCUACGACUGACGAGGGAUGGCGCCAUGCGACAAACGCCUGCGUCCAAGAUCGAGUACGACACGUGGGGAAGAGGGCUGAAAUCAUGGGGUAUCGCUGCUCAAGAGCACUAUUCCUUCCUCGAGAAUCUGCUUGACAACCGGCUCGACAAGUACAAGCUGAACAAGGCUUGGAUCACAGACUAUCAGCGCUUGUCGAUUAACUUCAUCUGUGUAUACGCGGACGAUGUGUUGGACAAUUUGCCGAUGGAUACCGUUGAUGAGGAGUGGCUGACUGUCAACCUUCCCAAGAAGUUGGGCAAGAGCGUGGCUGUCGAGACGGACGCCCUCGCAGCGCACUUCACAUUCGGUACGCAGGGCAAGAUGCAGGAUACUGAUCUGCUAGGGCGGUACAAGGACUAUGCGAUGGAGAAUGCUUGCAGGAGAAAGGUCGAUCUUCAUGCUGAGAAGACCAGUUGA
Molecule: messenger RNA, 1200 nt
Organism: Cyphellophora attinorum
Lineage: Eukaryota; Fungi; Ascomycota; Eurotiomycetes; Chaetothyriales; Cyphellophoraceae
Exons: 2
Coding region: 1-1200 (399 amino acids)
Source: RefSeq, a predicted model, not a curated record